Messenger RNA from Eupeodes corollae, 503 nucleotides. RefSeq names its product 60S ribosomal protein L38 (gene RpL38). The transcript has 2 exons. The coding region runs from base 152 to 364 and encodes 70 amino acids. Gene Ontology annotation, molecular function: structural constituent of ribosome. The record is from RefSeq and is a predicted model, not a curated record. Gene Ontology annotation, cellular component: ribosome; cytosolic large ribosomal subunit. Lineage: Eukaryota; Metazoa; Arthropoda; Insecta; Diptera; Syrphidae. Gene Ontology annotation, biological process: translation; protein-RNA complex assembly.
AAUUGUCAAACAAUGACAGCCGGAUAUUACCCCCAUUUUGAAUCGGUCUUUUCCUUCUCUCUUUCUUUCGAAACGUGGAAACGUCAACAUUAAGUUGAAUUUCACAUCGUGCUGCUAAAAAUAUAUUUUAUUUUUACAAAUUAAACGCAAAAUGCCGCGUGAAAUUAAAGAAGUCAAGGAAUUCCUAAACACAGCCCGCAGAUCCGAUGCGCGUGCUGUGAAAAUAAAGAAGAACCCAUCAAACACCAAGUUCAAGAUUCGUUGCUCUCGUUUCCUCUACACUUUGGUCGUUCCCGACAAGGAGAAGGCUGAGAAAAUCAAGCAGUCUCUUCCUCCAGGUCUUCAAGUUAAGGAGGUUAAGUAAAAAUUUGUACGAUAAAAACUACAAAAACUUAUUCUAACCUACAAAAAUACAAUACGAUUCCCGGAGAGUGUGUUUUUUAAUUAAAAAAGAAAAAGAAUUAACAUCGAAUAAACAAAAUGAGAUGUUAAGCUAAACAAAA